Strongyloides ratti is the source of this 5076-nucleotide messenger RNA. RefSeq names its product Proteinase inhibitor I2, Kunitz metazoa domain and EB domain and Cysteine-rich repeat and Lustrin, cysteine-rich repeated domain-containing protein. NCBI's taxonomy places the organism in Eukaryota, Metazoa, Nematoda, Chromadorea, Rhabditida, Strongyloididae. The transcript is spliced from 2 exons. Gene Ontology annotation, molecular function: serine-type endopeptidase inhibitor activity. The record is from RefSeq and is a predicted model, not a curated record. The coding region runs from base 1 to 5076 and encodes 1691 amino acids.
AUGCUACAGUGGUCCAAAAGUUUUUUUGUGAAUCAUAUUUUUUUUAUUUUUAUAUUUUUUAAUUUUCUAAAUAAAAUAAAAUGCACUUUAAAUUUUGGAAAUGAAGGUGAUAAAUGUAAUACUAAUGAUAUUUCAUCAUAUGCUGUACCAAAUUCACCACAUCAUUUUAUUUUUUGUAAUCCAUUAACUGGAAGAUAUACAAAAGAUCAAUGUGCUCUUGAGGAUGGUAUUAGACUAGUAUUUAGUCCAAAACACUAUAAAUGUAUUCAUCCAUUUUCAAUAGAAAAAAAACUACCACCUUUACAAAAUACUUUAAUGUAUCCAAUGAUAACAUUAAGUAGAUGUAACUUACAACAUCAUUGUCCAAAUGAAAAAUGGUAUUGUUCAAGUAAUGGUUAUUGUAAUUGUAAAAAAAAUUAUGUUCAAAUAGAAUCUGAAUGUUGGGAAAAAAUACCACUUAAUUCUGAAAAGAAAUGUUAUUUUGAUAAACAAUGUUCUUCUAUAUGGCCAACUGCAAGAUGUUUUGGUAAUAAAUGUAUUUGUACAUCACCACAAGUUAUGGUUGAAACAUCACAUGGUUUAGUUUGUACUGUUCCAGGAGAAUGUCCAUUAGGAUAUAAAUCAAAAAAACUACUUGAUUCAUCAAAUUGUUCUUAUAAAGGUGGAUGUAGUGAUAAAACAUAUUUAGGUCAUUUAUAUGAUUGUAUAGUAAAUGAUAACAUGAAUCCUAUAUGUUGCCCUAAUAAAGUACUUACCUGUAUGCAACCCGUUAUGUCUGGAAAUGGACAUGGAAAAUAUUUAAGAUAUUAUUAUAAUUCAGAAUUAAGUUUAUGUAUGAGCUUUGUUUAUAAAGGUGGUGAUAUGGUUAAUUCUAAUGUUUUUUAUACAAAAACUGAUUGUGAAACAUAUUGUCAAAACAGUUGUCCACGUGGUUUUGAAGAAAUAACAUCUGAUGGAAUGCCAAAAUUAUGUAAUAGUAAUUCAGAAUGUUCACCAAAAUAUUCAUGUCAUAAAAAUGAAAUAAAUGAUUAUGGAAUAUGUUGUCCAUCUAUUUCAUAUAUAUGUUCAGCAUACGGUGGAAGAGAAUAUAAUAAUAUAAGAGAAAAAAUUGAUGAAUUUGAUGUUGGUGGUAUUCCAACAUAUGAAAGUAAUACAUUUUAUCCUGCUUUUCGUUAUUAUUAUUCACCUACUGAAAAAAGAUGUAAAUCAUUUUUAUAUCAAGGUGAAGGUGGUAAUUUAAAUCAAUUCAUGACAUUAGAUCAUUGUCAACAUUUCUGUUCACCAUUAAUUUGUGAUGGUGAUUAUGCUUUGACACAAAAUAGUAAAAUUGUUACUUGUAGUAUAGAAAAUAAUUGUAAACAUGGAUAUACAUGUAAAAAUAAAAUAUGUUGCCCAUCAAAAAAAAGAAUGUGUAAAAAUUCAAAUUAUGAAGUAUUAAUGGAAAAAGAAAAGAAGUAUGGAAAUAAUUAUCCUGUUCAAUGUCUUAAUGAUGAUGAUUGUCCAAGUUCAUAUGGAUGUCAUACAACGAAUAAUAUUGGAAAAAAUAAUAAUUAUGGAUAUUGUUGUAGAGAGAUUUAUUAUAAUAAAACAAAAAAUAAUAAUUAUGUUACAAAUAAUAAUAUUGAAAGAUCAAAAUUUUUAAAAUUACCUCAUUCAAGAGAAAAUUAUAAAUUUACAACUAAAAGACCAGAUAAUAUAAUAACAGAAAAUAUAACAAAAGAUUAUCCAACAUUAAUAUCAACAGUAACUAAAAUUCCUAUAACAAAUGAAAAAAUUAUUUCAACUAUUACAUCACCAAAACAUGAAAAUAUUAUAUGUCCAGCAAAUCGUAUACCAUUAUUAGAUAAAGAUGGUAAAGCCGUUUUAUGUACAAUUGAAGAUGAUUUAAAUUCUAUCAAAACACAUCAAUCAUGUGGUGGUAGUAAAUUACAUUCUUGUGCAUUUAGAAAUGUUAAUAGUGAUAUAGGAUUAUGUUGUACUAAUAUAAAUUAUAGUGAUCAUCGUUGUCCUAGUGGUAUGCAUCCAUAUCUUCCAUCAUCAUUAUUAGAAGAAACAAAUGAAUAUUCAUUAACACCAUAUCGUUGUUCACCAUUAAUUGAAAAUUUUUGUUCAUUAAUUAAAAAAAAUGAUACAAAAAAUGAUGAAACAAAUAAAGCUGUAUGUAUAUUUGAUGAAAUAUAUGGUAAUUAUCAUUGUUGUGAAUCAUUUGAUAAUGUACCACAAAUUGUUUCUGAAACAACUCAUACAACAAAAAAAGGAUACUCAUUUAAUAAUUGGUCAAAAAAUAAUAUUUUAGAAAAAAUUAAUAAUGUAGAGACACAGGUAAUUAUUAAAAAUGUAUCAUCAACAGAAAAUAUUUUUGAAAAUGUAACAGAAAUAACAAAAUUGUCAAUAGAAAUUAAAACAUCAACAGAAAAAAUAAAAAUUAUUGAAGAAAAUGAAGAUGGUUGUAAAUUAAUGGAAAGAACUUUUUUGGAUAUUUUAAAUAAAAAUAAUAUAUUAUUUUGUAAUCCAGAUAUAAUAAAUACAUGUCCACCAGGUUUUAAAUGCUACAAAUCAGUAUCAAAAAAACGUCAUCAAUGUUGUGGUGUAAUAUCAGUUUGUCCAAAUAAUUCAGGUGCACUUAUAUCACCAGUUACCAAUUUACCUGUUAUGUGUAGUAAAACAGAAGGUUGCCCAAAUAAUUUCUUUUGUUAUGAAAAAAAUAAAAAUUCAUCAAAUAAUUAUAUAUUUAAUAGUAUAAAAAAAAAGAAAAUAAAUAAUGGUACAUGUUGUAGUGAGGAUCCAAUUAUAUCACUUUGUGAUCAUGGUAUUGGAUUAAGAAAUAAUGAUGGUAAAGCAAUAUUAUGUAAUAAUAAUAAUUGUCCUAAAGGAUAUUUUUGUCAAGAAAGAUUUAAUAUAUCAUUAUGUUGUCCAGCACCAGAACAUAUCUGUUCAUUACCAUUAGUUAAAGGAUUACUAUGUGAAAUAGCACCACCAAGUCAACAAUAUUAUUAUAAUAUUGAAACUAAAACUUGUAAAAAAUUUACAUAUACUGGAUGUUCUGGAAAUGAUAAUAAAUUUGAAAAUAAAGAUGAAUGUAUGAAAAAAUGUAGUUUAUUUGAAACUUGUAACAUUGGUUAUCCAUUAAUUGAUUUAACUGGUGAAAUAAAAUCAUGUUCUGAUAGUAAUCCAUGUUUAUCAGGUUAUAAUUGUAUAAAAACAACUAAAAGAAAUUAUUGUUGUCCAAGAGAAGAUAUGAUAUGUAGUUUACCAGUUGAUCAUGGUGAAAAUUGUGAUGGUUCAAAAGAUUUUGAAAAUACUAAUGAACCAAUAUUAAUGUGGUAUUAUAAUAUUUUAGAAAUGAGUUGUUUACCAUUUGAAUAUAGAGGAUGUGGUGGUAAUUUUAAUAAAUUUAUAUCACAAGAACAAUGUAUUAAAAGUUGUCUUGUUAAUUUAUGUCCUGCUGGACUUCCACAAAUUGAAAAUGGUCAAUUAUUAUAUUGUAAUAAUAGUACAAGUUGUGAUGAUAAUCAUAUAUGUAUAAGUACUACUUUUGGAAAUGUUAAUGAGAAUGUCUGUUGUCCUAAACCAGAAAAUUAUUGUUUAUUUAAAGAAUCUAAUAUAAAUGAUCUUAUUAAUCCACAACAUAGAUAUAAAUUUGAUGAAACAAUAGAUAAAUGUGUUAAUGUUAUUAUUAAUAAUACUUUAGAACUACAAAAAACAUUUAUAAGUAAAGAAAAAUGUGAUAAUUUUUGUAUUUCUGAUGAAGAAAUGUGUCCCAAAGAUAGUACACCAUAUCGUGAUACAACAACAUAUUUACCUAUUUCAUGUAGUAAAUAUCAAAAUACAUGUCCAAAUGGAUAUACAUGUAAUUUAGAUAAAAAAAUAGAUUUAUAUACUAAUAAUAGUAUUGGAUUUUGUUGUUCUGAAUCUAUUUUAUGCCCUAAUGGUAAUAAACCACUUUUAAAAAAAGAAAAUAAAAAUGUUUUAAGAAAUAAUAUUUUGACGUGUUCAAAUAAUAUUAAUUUUAAUGAUGAUUGCCCAACUAAUUAUUUAUGUUUAAAAUUAAGUAAUGGUAUAUAUGGAUGUUGUGAAGAAAAUGAAUUAUCUGAACCAUGUAUUUAUCCAUCACGACCACUUAUUCAAUCAAAUUUAAAUGGUGAUGUUACAGUAACAUGUAAUGAAAAAUAUGGUCAAAAUAGUUGUCCAUUUGGUUAUAUAUGUAAACAUAAUCCAUAUUUUGAUGAACAUUUUUGUUGUUCAGAUAUUAGUCAAGUUGAUACCUCUAAAAAUAAUAAUGCUAUAAAAGAAAAUAUUAUUAAAAAAUAUAAUAAACCAUAUUUUGAACCAAAAUAUACAGGAAAAAGUAAUAAACUUCAAGUUUUUACAAAUGGAAUAUUGGGUUUUUCUUCUGAAGAUAAAAAUAUUGAAAUUGAUAAAAAUUAUUUAAAAAAAUCAAUAAUAGGUAAUUGUAAAGAUGGUUCAAGUCCAUUAAUUGAAGAUGAUAAUGUUAGAAUAUGUAAUCCAUAUAUAUUUUUAUCAUGUCCAUUACAGUAUCAAUGUGAAUAUAAUGAUGAAAUGGGAAGAUAUCAAUGUUGUGAAAAAUUUAUAAAAAAUAUUGAUUCAUUAAAUCUUUUUAAUAAUAUGUUGAAUAUGGAUGAAAUGUCAUAUUGUCCUUUAGGAAUGAAAUUAGUAACAAAAGUUAAUACAAAUGAACCAUUAAUAUGCACAACAACAUCACAAAAUACAUGUCCAUCUAAUUCUAAAUGUCUUUAUAGUAAUUAUUAUUGGCAAUAUGUUUGUUGUACAACUACUGAAAUAACAACAUUCAAUUCUCCAGAAGAAUUUGAAAAACAGGCUAAAUUGUUUUUACUUAAAUCAUUUCAACCAGGGGAAGUUGGUUGUCAACGUGAUACUCAAUGUCAAAGUAUAUAUUCUAAUGCUAAAUGUUAUGAUUGGAUAUGUUAUUGUCCAAAAGGUCAAUAUAUAUAUGAAAAAAAAUGUGUUUAUCAAUGUCCUGAAGGAUAUGAAGAUAGGGAUGGUUUUUGCGCAAAAAUUUACAAUUCAACUUCAUUCCCUUCAACAGUCACAUAA